AAAAAUAUAGGCUACACACACACAAUAUGGGAAUAUUAUAAACAUUAUUUGUAAUUGUUAAAGUGCAGUUUACUCUGUCAAUGAAAUACAGUAUGGUUCACGAUUAAUCAAACGAGUAUGUACCUAAUUAGUAGAUAUCAGAGAUAAGAAACUUUUAAUGAUAGUCAGCCUUUGUUUAAAAUAUAGCAAAACAAAGGAGAUAGAAGUUUUAAAAAGUGUUUAAGGUUUAAUUUCAGUGGGCAAACAUGUGGCUGGCUGCAUAGGAAAACUCCCACUGGCACUAGAGCUACUACAGUGUUCAUCUUCAGUGGGUACUAAUAAUCUGUUAGAAAAUGUUAUACAAACCCUAACAAUCGUUGUGUUUUAUUCUCAGACUAACCUCUCCUCUCUCACACACAGAGGUAAAACAGUGAGAAACAGCACUACACUUUUAUUGCAUAGAGUAUACAAAUGGAAAAACACUGUGAGGGCGAGAGCACAGAGAUCAUUUUCACUUCCAUUUUUAGUUGCCACAUGCAGGCCGGGCUUGGUUCUAUUGUAGUAACCUUCAGGCCUGAGAGUGGAGCAGGCACACAAACAGCUGCAGGGAACUCCUAAAACUGCACUCAGUCUCACAGAGAUAUUUCCCCCCUAUGUAACUGUUAGUUAGAAGGGCACUCAUUAGUCAAUGUGCUCUGCAGUACAAGUGGGAACCAUUUGGUUGUUUGCUCAUCUAUUCACGCAAACAAGGGUUAUCACUGUUCAAGGAGCAUGAGAAAGCCACAAGCUGGAGUGAACUGCCUGACACCUCCACUCAACCACACAUUUAGGUUUCAGUGUGGGGGUUCAUUUCAGUUAGUAUCUGCGCCCUUUUCUGGGAUUUUCACCUUUUCUGAUCAAUUAGAUUAAAAAGCUGGUGGACCAAAAGCUUUUAAAUAAGCCCCCACCCUCCUUUUUUAUUUUGCUGAACUAGAAAAGAAAAGAAGCUCAGUUUACACCAUUGUGGAUAUAACAUUGUGCCAUAAUUUCCUCUUCUCUACAAAAAAAACAAACAAAAAACCAGAGGAAGUUUUUCCAGUUUUUCAACACAGCUCACCCAAACGUGACCUCUUCUCGUCUAAUCAGCUGCCCUGUAACUAAUCAUGCCUGGCAUUGCGAAAGGGACCUAACAUUACAUUACCGUGUUACUGGUCAGUCAGGUCAGGAAAAGGGUGCGCUGGUUGUCUGUUUACAGUUUUUUAACAGUCACCCUGGGUCUGUCCAAAUGUGUACAUAAGAAAGAGCAAUGCAAUCCCAAGCAUACAUUCAUUAAUACACUGAUUACUUUCCAAAAUAUCUAACAGUUCACUCGACGGUUUUUCAAACCAGAACGUGAAAAGCAGCCUAAUGUAAGCUGAGAAGCAGUAGCAAUAUUGGAAGUUGGGGGUCUUUGAAACAUGAUAGCAGUGUGGACAACAGGAGGAGAUAGGGGUGUGGUGCUGAACUGCUGCUGUUUAUCACUGUGUGUGCGUGUGUGUAUGUGUGUGUCAGCUGACGCAGGGCUGUGGUCAGAGCUUUGGAUGAGUUUACUCAGCAGAGGGAGACAGUGGCUGAUUGGAAGUCGGUUUAAUGACAUAAUGAGAUAAAGCUCUCACAGAAGCCACUGAUCCCAGUCUCUGAAAGAAGCCAUUACAUAUUUAUUUGCUCACAAAUUAAAUCAUGGCUGCAGAAACCCCACCUCUUUCACUCACCCUUAACUAUGUGUGGGUUUUUCGCUGAGCAUCGCGCUUUGGGGGAAUCUUUAAGGUGACUUGUUUUGAGAUUAAUUUAUAGUAUUGAAGGGUUUUACCUGCACUGAGGAAUUUUUCAUAACUAAUUCCGCCAAAGAGUUUUAUCUACUAAAGACAAAGAACAAAAUUUGGUUGUCAUUUACUCAUUCACACUUUUGUUUACAAAUGGUCAGAAACAACGAGAAAAUAUAUCGAUUUGAUUAAAACAAGACAACACAGCCUUUAAUAUACUCGGAGUGAUUGUGCUUGUGUGGAUUCUGAGCCAAUGCUGAGCCAGGAAAAACUCUGGAUUUAGAUUGUAUGGUGCACAGCAGUCACAGGCAACAAUAAUAGAUCCGGUGUCUAUGACGCCAUCUAGCGGAUGAUGUUACACACAAACUGUAUCGGGCGGCUUAAUUAGGGUAUUAAUACCAUUAUGUAAUAUAUUCAGAUGAUGCUUUCCUAAUGUUAGAAUGAAUGGCUGUUACAUAAAUAAAUAUGUAAACAAACUUGACUUUGCUUUUUUUUAAAAAGAAAAAAAAAACAUAAAUAAAAUAACACGUUAUUUAUUUCCUCCUAAUUAUUCACACUCAAUACAUUUUUUAUCUUUAUCUGUUUGUUGUUGUUGUGCUCUUUGAGAAAUGGAAUAAAUUAAGACAAAAAGAUCUCAAAAGUCACAAUAAUAUCCCAGCCGACAUGGUAAAAAGUCACCCUAAAAAUAAAAGAAAGAAGAUGAAAAACAAAAUCAUAUGCACAAUAUUAUGCACACAGAUAUGCAUAAAGGAGCAUACAUCCGCUAAUAAUUGUUGCAUUUUUUUUUUAUUAUCCAGCCUCAUCUACAGUUCCCCUUUAAUUCCCUGGAAUAUUUCCCCAUGUAUUCCUUUUAUAAAUAGAAUCAUGGUCACUAUAAUUUGGCUUUAAAAAGUAGAAAAAAUCCCUCUUUAAUGUCAAAGUAAACAGAAAGACUUCUACAUUAAUUUCACUUAAAAUAACAUUUAUCAUGUAAAGUAACUGGCUGCAGAAAUAUUCACCCCUUUCCAGUAUAGCCAUAUUUUUCCACAAUAGAAGCAUUUACCUCACACGUGUGAACGCCAGUUUUGCUCUAUUUUUCUUUGGGAGACUGCUCAAGCUUUCUGGGGGUGCACGGGGAUCAGGUGUGAACAGCUCUUUUUGAUUUGAUUGAAAACAUUCAUCUUGUUGUUUUUAAACCAUUUCUGCAUAGCUGUGUAGCUUUUGCUGAAUAAAAGCUAAUAAUUCUUAGUUCCCUCGGAGACUCAAUCAGACGGUCCUCCAGGAUUUCCCUCUACUUUUACAAGCCUUUGAAUGCCUGCUGCUGCCACCGCCCUGUUUCACAGUGGAGAUGGUGUGCAUGGUUUGAUGUGCACCAAAACAUAGCAUCUAGUCUGAAGGCUAAACAACCUUCUUCCAGUCAACAGCGGAGUCUCCCACAUGCCCUUGGAUGAAUGCGAGAUUUGGGUCUUUCUUUGCAACGAAGAGAUUUUUCUACCUUUUUUUUUAAGCACUAGCAAAUAAUUUUCUAGGCACUUCUGACUGGUCAUAGGUGUCCUGUCUUGGUGGCCUCCCUCACCACUCUUCUUCUUACACAGUCACUCAGUUUUAAGGAGGAUGACCUGCUCUAGGCUGACUUACACAUGUGCCGCUUUACAUUUCCAUUACCUGAGCUCCAGGGAAUGUUCAGUGACUUGGAUUAUUUUUGUACCCAUUCCCUGAAUUAUACUUUUCAAUAACUUUUUCUUUGAGUUGCUUUAGGUGUUCUUUUAUGUUCAUGGUGUAACUGUAGCCAGAAAUAUUGAUUAACCAGUGACUGGACCUUCCAGACAUGGGUGCCUUUGUACUAAAAUCACUUGAGACACAUUCACUGCACUUAGGUGAUAUCCAUUUCACAAAUUGUGCAGUUGCUGCAACCAUCUGGCUGGACCGCUUUUGAAUUAGAUCGGUCACUUUAAAAGAGGGGAAAUAUUUAUGCAGUAACUUAUUUUACAUGAUAUAUUUUUAUUUAAUUGUAUAAAUCUGUUUUUACUUUCACAUUAAAGAGAAUUUUUUCAUGUAAGUUCUUGUCAGAAAAGCUAAAAGAUAUCAAAGGAGAGCCAAAAAAGGAGAAAACAUCCAAAUGGCAUUUUAUGUUUUCCUGAUAAACCUUCAGUCCUGGGGUUCCCAAGGAUGUUAUUUUUACAAGACCCCAGCAAUAAAAACAUUGCUGCCUAUAAAGCACCCUCUCCUAGUGCACUUGCACCCCCAAUAGCUGCCUAUCCCACUAGGACACCCCCAGGCAUCCUCUGUCCAAGCACUGAUGGGUCUGAUCUGCUCUCAAGCCACAAGGAGGCACAACACAAUAUUAGGUGGCUGUAAUCUUUCUCUUUUAAUUGUAAAUUCAGUGUGACACUAAACGGCCCUCAUAGUGUCAUUAUCUCACUGAGAGACUGAGAUUGUGCAGCCUAAAUCCAUCUCUGCUACCACUUUCUGUCUUGACUAAGAAAAGGAGAUCACAGCACGCCACAGAUCACACCACUCGACAAAUUUAGUUUUCCGGGGAUGGAUAUAAGCGCCUUCAUUUGGUCGAGUUCCAGAAGGACCACGCCAUCCAAUGGGAUUAGAAGUUGGUUCAGAGAGCUCUGGGAUUGGUUGAAAAGCCAAUACAACAUUUUCCAGAUUGCACCUCCCACAUGGGGUGACCAAAGGCUUAGUGUGAGCCUGAUUAGUUCUGUAGCCGAUGGGUACAAGAUGUCAGUGAAGACGAGCACCCAAACAAAUGCAUGGACAUAGACAUACUUCUGUACCAGUUCCAGAAAAGAUGGUGGCCACUGUGCACACCUUGCUCACCUCAAGUAAACAUGUUCAACCUGAUGAGCAACUGCUGCAACUGGGUCUCCAAAAUACAGGAGCCAAUCAGGAAAGUGACCAUUCUUGUGGUUGGUCUUGACAAAGCGGGAAAAACAUCCUCCAUCAGAGGCAUGCUCAGAGUCGCCAAUGUUGUCGAAUCAGGAUCCACACAUGGCUGCAUUAGACAUGAGCUGAGGGUAGAGAAUUACCUGGUCACACUCUUGGAUGUUGGAGGAUCAGCAGAGUCCCGUGGCACCUGGAGGGAGCUCUAUGGAGAGGCUCAUGGCAUCAUCUUUGUUGUGGACUCUGGUGACAGGCAGAGGAUAAAGGAAGUCAGGGAGGUUCUUUCGGACCUGUUGAAGCAGCCGAGGGUAGCAGGAAAACCUCUACUAGUAUUGGCCAACAAACAGGAUAAAAUGAAUGCUUUGCUGGGUAGUGAAUUGAUUGAGAUAUUGUCUUUAGAGAAGUUGGUCAACCAGAGCCGCUCUCUGUGCCAUAUUGAGCCUUGUUCAGCCUUAAUGGACCUGCGGCGCUGGUCAGACAGAAAGACUCUGCGAGGUCUUCGCUGGUUGCUGCGAGCUGUUUGUCUGGAUUAUCCAGAGCUGUGUGCUCGUGUAGCUCAGGACAGCAAAAGGCCUCUGGAGCCAAGAGAGAGGGAGAGGAAUGGAAAAGCAGAGAAAGUGCAAAGAAAAACCAAGGUCGAACGAAUAAGAUCCAGCAAGUCAGAUCUGCGCAAGGUUCAUCGGCCCAAAGACAAGGAGAAAAAACCCAAGAGCGAAGGAAAGCUGCAACCCAUUCGGAAUAUGCUGCAAAAGGACACUUCGCUGAAAAAGAAGCUAAAGACAAAGAAGAAGAAGAAGACAGUUAAGGUGAAGGAAGGUGAAAAAGAUGAGGGACCGCCGAACGAAGAGGAAGAGGACGGUGACGCCAAUGAAGGAGAGCAAGAUAACUCUGGUCACAGAGACAAAGCCAGCAGUGCUCUGAUCCCUCCAAAAAAGGACAAACUUAAACGCAAAACAAAGGUGAAAGAAGAGACGCUGGAUGUGCCAGAAUCACCAGAGAACGACGAGAAACCACUGAAAGUUAAAGGAGAAAAGAAGAAGAAGAAGAGAGUUGUGAAAGUGAAAAGAAAAAACAAGAUCAACACAGAGGAGAUGCCAGCAGCUUAUUCGCAGCCCGUGGACCUUUCUGCAACCUUUGAUCUUUACCGGAAAGCAAUACUAGCUCUGAAAGAGCGUCAGGAUCAGGGACAGUGAGAGUGAAUCGUGCGUGUGUCCUGCCGCCUGAGUGUGAGGAUGUGGGUCCACAGCAGACGUACACAACACAUUGCAUCCCUUCACACACACUACUAUUUCUGUAUCUCUUUCCAUAUUGUAGACUUUCAGCCUGAUUCCUGAACCUUUGGAGGGAAUUUGCAGACUCCGAAGUGUAGUGAAGGGCAGGUCUGAAGAGUUGUGCUUUGAUAAAAUAAUAUCACAUCGUAAAAAUAAAAUGUGUUAAAUAUAAACUUGUGUACACGGCCAAUGCAUCUAAGAGGAUUUUGUUUAUAUACAUUUUUGCAGUUUUGAAUGAAAAGAAAACUGGAUUUUUAAACUGUUUGUCUGUUUUGUUUUUUGUAAUUAUUGUUUAAACAUUUUCCCAUAAUAAACAGUGUACUGGGGAACGUU
Molecule: messenger RNA, 6235 nt
Organism: Haplochromis burtoni (Burton's mouthbrooder)
Lineage: Eukaryota; Metazoa; Chordata; Actinopteri; Cichliformes; Cichlidae
Gene: arl13a
Product: ADP-ribosylation factor-like 13A
Exons: 10
Coding region: 4502-5824 (440 amino acids)
Biological process (GO): non-motile cilium assembly; receptor localization to non-motile cilium
Cellular component (GO): non-motile cilium; ciliary membrane
Molecular function (GO): GTP binding; GTPase activity
Source: RefSeq, a predicted model, not a curated record